Messenger RNA from Etheostoma cragini (Arkansas darter), 3457 nucleotides. RefSeq names its product SKI-like proto-oncogene a (gene skila). Lineage: Eukaryota; Metazoa; Chordata; Actinopteri; Perciformes; Percidae. The transcript is spliced from 8 exons. The coding region runs from base 1028 to 3316 and encodes 762 amino acids. The record is from RefSeq and is a predicted model, not a curated record. Gene Ontology annotation, molecular function: SMAD binding; DNA-binding transcription factor activity, RNA polymerase II-specific; RNA polymerase II cis-regulatory region sequence-specific DNA binding. Gene Ontology annotation, biological process: negative regulation of BMP signaling pathway. Gene Ontology annotation, cellular component: nucleus.
UGAGUGUUUUUUAAACAGUGAUGAUUUGUCGAUAGUGGAUCUCAGCGUAGGAUAAGUUUGAGUUUGAAUUCCUGUAUUCACCGAAGGAUUAUGGGCGAAGCUAACCCGGUUGCCUGCUGUAUCGCUCUCUAUCUAGGGGUUAGCCUGCUGUAGUGUUAGCGCUGUCGGUCCUCUCGGCUAGCCAGCGUUAUCGCGUUGCUACUACUAGCUGUGUCGGACUAAAGUGCCUAAAUAUUCUAUUGGAUUAUCCUACUCGGUCACUACACUCUCGGUGUGCUGGCUGACCAGUCUGAUUGGUUUUCGCUCUCGUCACUGAUGUGAACUGGGUUCAAAUAGCUUGUCUGUGCUCUUGAUAGCCCUGUUAGCCUGCUUCAUAGCCCUCUAUGCUGGUGAGACUGCUGGUAUCUGACUACCUGUACCCGGGGUAAGGUUAAACCAGGGAGCUAACGUUAAGCUAGCUAGCGCAAAGUGUUGAGCCUUUUAAAGAGAAGAUUUCCCAGUUGGUUUCCAGACAAAUGCGCAUAUUUUUACGCUUUCACUUUUUCGUACAUGUUUUGUGGUCAGGACAUAAUUAUUUAUGUUUUAAAAUAAUGUGACACAAAAUGCGUAAUAUUGAAUGUGUUUUAGCUUGUUUCAAGCGCUUUGGUAUUUGGUGUAUCGGAACAGGCACGUUGACGUUACCUGUGUGUUUAACGUUAACUCACGGGGAAAGCUGCGGUUGUAAUCCCCGCCGUGCCCUCACCAAGUCGGUGUGUGUGUGUGUUUGUGUAACGCUGGCUCGAGGUGCCUUCCCAGACCAGACUGUAGACAGUGAAUGUCAUUAUCAGCGCUGUCUGCAUACCAGUGCCGUCGUGGCGAGCCAACAGGAGAGGCGAGGAAGUGGAUAAGAACAUAGAAAACUUCAGUCUCCAUCAUGCAUGUGUCUAACUACCAGAAGAUUUGUGUCAUUUGAAAAGACUUCAGAAAAAGACUACAAAUAGGGGAACUCAGUCAAUAGACAGAAACAACAAUAACCCAGUGCUUAGACAUGGCCGGCACCCAGACCAGUUUGAAAACCCCUUUCAAAGACUUCACCUCAUUCAAGGGCAACAUGAAACGGCUGUAUAGAGAGCGACUUGAAGACGCGCCCAUUAAGAAGCGAGUCAUGGCGGAGAUCAACCUGAAGCGUCGCAGCUUGGAUUCCUUCCCCAAAACUCCCAAGGUAAAGAGGGAGCAGAUCGAGGAUCUGUGCCAUGACUCUGACAUGGAUGUGGAGGGCCGAGCUGAACUGCACAUGGUGAGCUCUGCUAAAGCCCUGGACCUAAGCCCUGGGCUCAAACACACACUGGCCCAGUUCACCCUCAGUAGCCAGAGCUCCCUCGGGGGCCCAGCUGCCUUCUCAGCCCGAACCAGCCAUGAGCAUUCCCCGUCAGGCAUGCCCCCCCUACCCUCCCCUCCUGUUCUGGGAGGGGGCCCUCUGCUGGUUCCCUGUGACAGCUCUACUGAACUCACCCACUCGCUGCUGGAAGGAGAGUCUAUCUCCUGCUUCAUCGUUGGGGGAGAGAAGCGGCUUUGCCUGCCCCAGGUGCUCAACUCCGUGCUCCGCGACUUCUCGCUGCAGCAGAUAAACACCGUGUGCGACGAGCUUUACGUCUACUGCUCGCGUUGCGACGCUGAGCAGCUCCACAUCCUCAAGGUGCUGGGCAUUCUGCCGUUCAACGCACCUUCCUGUGGCCUCAUUACACUGACGGAUGCGCAGCGGUUGUGCAACGCUCUGCUGCGUCCCGGGGCAGCCUUGCCUGCCGACCCCAGUGGUAAGCUGUCGACCCAGGGCCUGCUGAAGGAGAGUGAAGCCAGUUUCCAGGUGGAGCACCAGUGUUUGGGGAAGUGCCAUGGUCUCUUCGUGCCACAGUUCUACACCCAGCCUGAGGCGCCCUGCAUCCAGUGCGUUGAGUGCCAGUUGCUCUUUUCACCACAGAAGUUUGUCAUGCAUUCACACAAGUCACCCGAUAAGAGGACCUGCCACUGGGGCUUUGACUCAGCCAAGUGGCCCUGCUACCUGCAGCUUGCCAGGAAGUACCAAGGCAUGCCUGAGGAGCCAAAGCUCAAGCAGCUCCUCAACGAGGUCAAAGAGAAGUUCCACUACCAGCUCAAGAGGUCGCUAGACAAAAAGGCAGUAGAGGAAGAGGAGAGCCAGGUGAGGAAACCCUCAGCAGAUCUCUGCUCCCCCAGCAGCAAGCUGCCCAAUGCCGACCCUGCAAGAAAGGGGAAAACAUCUCAUCCCACUCUGAUGUUUAACCGUCUUUUCUCUGACAUCAAGGAGGAGCCAGGACACCCCACCCUGGUCCAUCCCAGUUACUACCUGUACACAUAUGAUAAGAUGGUGGCUCCCAACGUGUCUCUGGGCAGGGAGGCGGAGAUGAGCCCCGAGAUGUUCGGAGCGCUGCUCAAACACCACUAUAGCCGCAGAGUGCUGGGCCACGACGAGCCACCCAUGGAUCUUCAUGCGUCGCCUCCCGUUGCUGCUGGCGCCGAGGAGGCCAAAUCCCAACAUGCCGCUGCUGCCUCAGCCACUGAGAGGGAAUGCCAAGCCCAGGCAGUUUCCAUGGAGACAAGCAACCCGAGCUGCAAUAAAGCCGCCCACACCCCCCUUCCUUCUAUUGCGUCGUCGUUGUCGCCGGUAACGGAAGUGGUGGCUAAGGACACAGGCUCUGCCACGAGCAGCGCUGCAGCAGCAGUGGUGGUGGGGGGGCUGGAGGACGACAAGGACAGGAUUGUUGUGGAGAUCAUGCAGAUGUACAGCAGGCAGCAGGAGAAGCUCAACUCCACCCUGCACAAGCAGCUUCAGCUGGAAAUGGAGCUGGAGGCGGUGCGCGGGGGCGAGGCGGCAAGGCUACGGGAGCUGAGCGCCGAACAGCGGGAGCUGCGUAGCGAGCUGGAGGCGGUGCACAGCGAGCAGGCGCGGCAGCUCAGCCAGGCCCGCCAGGAACAGCUGGAGCUGGAGACGCGUCUGGAGCAGCUCCAACAGCAGGCCUGCGCCUGCGAGCCAGGGACACAACUCCAGCAAGAGGCCCACUACACUGCACAGUUGUCGGAGCUGCGUCAGAGGCUGGAGCGGGCGGAGGCGGACCGGCAGGAGCUGCAGGAGGAGCUGCGCAGGGAGCGUGAGGCGCGGGAAAAGCUGGAGCGCACAAUCACCCAGCUCAAGCAGCAGAUGGUCCAGUCUGCCACGGUGGGAGGCAGCCCCUCUCCUCCUCUUACCCCUUCAACUGGACCCCCUAAUGCCCACUCCCCGCACUCCUCCUUCUCAGAGGCCCCAGCGGCUGGCCAAAAGUAACUGCCACCCCCCUCAGGCGCCUCCCUCAUUCCUCUCCCCAUGACCCGCCAACUCUACAGACACAAACACAUUUCUUUUGCUCCACUCUCCUCUCUUUAAACAAUAUUUAAAGAUUUUUGGGCAUGUAUGUUUGAUUUAAUU